Zasmidium cellare ATCC 36951 is the source of this 1452-nucleotide messenger RNA. RefSeq lists its product as uncharacterized. The record is from RefSeq and is a predicted model, not a curated record. Bases 1 to 1452 code for a protein of 483 amino acids. NCBI's taxonomy places the organism in Eukaryota, Fungi, Ascomycota, Dothideomycetes, Mycosphaerellales, Mycosphaerellaceae. The transcript is spliced from 2 exons.
AUGUCUUCUUCGACCAGCAAUACCACCUGCGGCAUCAAGAUCGAGUUCAUCGUGGCCGUUUUCGAGUGCCCAAAUGUGUCGAUCUCUCAAGAGGAGCUUGCGGCCGCGACCAAGGAUCACCCAGAUGCCUGUCUUUCUGCAGUUGCGGUAAGUUCUCCUGGCCGCUACUGUAAGAUCCAGCACUCUGAGGUCUUCGACCAAGCGGGCAAAGAGAGUGGUCAUCGCUCCUGGCUCCUCCCAGAGACCGAGAUCUCGUACGUCCUGUGGUUGCUGAAUUCCAUCAACAUCGGCGACAACAAGAAUGGACUGCUCGCCAUCUACACCAACGCCAACUGCACUCUUCAGGUCCACAUCGGGGCUCAUCUCCCAACGCGUGGUAUCUCACGGGACCAGACGAAGCGCAUCCUCCAGCUCUACGCUUUGUUUGAACGCGCCCUCGACACCGUGCAGAGUGACCAGCGAAUCCGCUAUGGUCCAAUGGACACACUUGGCUGGAUCAACCAAUUGAUGGGCGCCAACGUCCCGUGGCAAGUAUUGGAUCAGUGGUAUAUGAGCUUCCCCAUCACGCAGUCCCACAUCGACCUGAGCAAGUUGACUGUCUCCAGGAAGUCGAUGCGCAUCAACGAUGGGCUUGUGGUGGCCAAUCGAACCAUCGAGUUCCGGCAGCACGCGUCGACGCUGGAUAUCGAUGAGAUCCUGGGGUGGGCCAAUGUCUGCGAGGCCAUCGUUGACUACGCCUGUGCCGCUCAACCAUGGCUGCUUCAACAAUAUGCCUACAACAAGUGGUUUGAUCUCGAGUACUCAUUGCCACAGGUUCUCGCAGACGUUGGCGCGACGCAAGAGACCGUCGAGCACUACGAGCGAGUCUUGAGUGCCGACGACAGCUACGAGCGUGAUGUCUACAGCGACAGCGUUCAAGCAAUCUCUAAUCAUCCGAUGUCCGAGCUUCUGCAGCAUGUUGCUGCUCAACGGUACCUACACUUCAAUCGAGCGGCUUCCGGCAUGGCAACGAAUUUCAAGGUCCUCAAUGGCCAUUAUGGAUGGUUCCCUCAAGGUUCUCCAUACGCCCAAUACGGCUCUACCCUGCCGGUCGUUGCUCCAGAGCACAUGCACACAUUCCAAGCUGCUGCAAUGCAAACUACCACCGACAUGGGCACGCUGCUAGAUGGCGAGAGCCUGUCGAGGCUGUCGCGCUCCACAAGCUUGGACAUCGCAAGCAACCAAGACCUGGGUCCUGGUGACUCGGCCUCUCAGGUAGGUACCAAGCGUGAGUCCUUCCAUACCGCUUCUACUAUUUCAGACAAGGCAGACUCGGCUUUGAGCUUGGGUGUCGAUGCUGAUGGCAAGAUCGACUGGGUUGAUGAGCCGGAAAAGUCGAUUCAGGUCGAAAACCACGACUUGGAGCAAGAGGAGCACAUUGAGCUCCCAGAGCGGCGUCGCUCGAUCCCAUGA